CUGCCAGUCACUGUGUUCUGGAGUCAUGAACUGCUCAGUUUUUCAGGGCUGAGCCAUCCUCAUUACCGAGUUUCUUCCUGAAUGCAGCCAGCAUCAGCCACUCCCAUUGUGUUCCUUGUUCUGAUCUGGGGAGGGAAGGGGAGCAGUGGUUAUCAUCCUCACUCUGCAGAUGAGGCAACUGAGGCCCAGAGAAGAGGAGAGAUCAGUCUAACCUGAGUCCCUCAGUGCCCAUUGGCUCCCAGUGAGGGGUAAGUCCCUCCUGGAGGGUGAUAUUAGUGACUGUGGGACAGCCCACGCACUGCUAGGCCUGCUCACCCAGGGUCCUCUGAGGUGAGAGGCACAGUCCUGAAAGCUUCAGUUCUGAGGGACUGGGGGAAGGAGCUGGUUGAACUUUUGGGUGCUCUGCUUCACAGAGCACCUUGGCAAGCAGGGUAGGCAGGGGCUGAGGAUGUACCGUUCUUAAGCUGAGAAUAAACCCCAUCUUGGUGGCUGCCCGCAGGCUGCAUACUGGGCCAGAGGAUCCGGCCAGGAUGAAGAAAUGGGGUAGCUCAGACCUGGGGGAGUCUGAGGACCCACCCCAAAAGGACUCCAGCCCAGACCCGCUGGAUGGAGACCCUAACUUCAAGCCAUCUCCAGCCAAGCCCCACAUCUCCACGGCCAGGAGCCGCAGCCGGCUCUUUGGGAAGGGUGACUCGGAGGAGGCUUCCUCUGUGGACUGUCCUUAUGAGGAGGGUGAGCUGGCCUCCUGCCCGACCAUCACAGUCAGCCCUGUGGUCAUCAUCCAGAGGCCUAGGGACGGCCCUACCUGUGCCAGGCAGCUGUCCCAGGACUCUGUCACUGCUGGCACUGAGAAGACCCUCAAGCUCUACGAUCGCAGGAGGAUCUUUGAAGCUGUUGCUCAGAGUAACUGCCAGGAACUAGAGAGCCUGCUGCUUUUCCUGCAGAAGAGCAAGAAGCACCUCACUGACAACGAGUUCAAAGACCCUGAGACAGGGAAGACAUGUCUGCUGAAAGCCAUGCUCAACCUGCAUGACGGGCAGAAUGACACCAUUCCCCUGCUCCUGGAGAUUGCCCGGCAGACGGACAGCCUGAAGGAUUUUGUUAACGCCAGCUACACGGACAACUACUACAAGGGUCAGACGGCACUGCACAUUGCCAUCGAGAGGCGGAACAUGGCGCUGGUGACCCUCUUGGUGGAGAAUGGAGCAGACGUUCAGGCUGCAGCCAAUGGGGACUUCUUUAAGAAAACCAAAGGGCGGCCUGGCUUCUACUUCGGAGAGCUGCCCCUCUCCUUGGCUGCGUGUACCAACCAGCUGGCCAUCGUGAAGUUCCUGCUGCAGAACUCCUGGCAGCCAGCCGACAUCAGCGCCAGGGACUCGGUGGGCAACACCGUGCUGCAUGCCUUGGUGGAGGUGGCCGACAACACGGCCGACAACACCAAGUUUGUGACGAGCAUGUACAAUGAGAUUCUGAUCCUGGGGGCCAAACUCCACCCUACGCUGAAGCUGGAGGAGCUCACCAACAAGAAGGGGAUGACGCCGCUGGCCCUGGCUGCCGGGAGCGGGAAGAUCGGGGUCUUGGCCUAUAUUCUGCAGAGGGAGAUCCAGGAGCCUGAGUGUAGGCACCUGUCCAGGAAGUUCACUGAGUGGGCCUACGGGCCCGUGCACUCCUCGCUCUAUGACCUGUCCUGCAUCGACACUUGUGAGAAAAACUCGGUCCUGGAGGUGAUUGCCUACAGCAGCAGCGAGACCCCUAAUCGCCAUGACAUGCUCUUGGUGGAGCCACUGAACCGACUCCUGCAGGACAAGUGGGACCGAUUUGUCAAGCGUAUCUUCUACUUCAACUUCUUUGUCUACUGCUUGUACAUGAUCAUCUUCACCGUGGCGGCCUACUACAGGCCUGUGGAUGGCUUGCCUCCCUUUAAGGUUAAAAACACCGUUGAAGACUAUUUCCGAGUCACUGGAGAGAUUCUGUCUGUGUUAGGGGGAGUCUACUUUUUCUUCCGAGGGAUUCAGUAUUUCCUGCAGAGGCGGCCAUCAAUGAAGACCUUGUUUGUGGACAGCUACAGUGAGAUGCUUUUCUUCGUGCAGUCACUGUUCAUGCUGGCGACUGUGGUGCUGUACUUCAGCCACUGCAAGGAGUAUGUGGCUUCCAUGGUGUUCUCCCUGGCCAUGGGCUGGACCAACAUGCUCUACUACACCCGUGGCUUCCAGCAGAUGGGCAUCUAUGCUGUCAUGAUAGAGAAGAUGAUUCUGAGAGACCUGUGUCGUUUCAUGUUUGUCUACGUUGUCUUCUUGUUUGGAUUUUCCACAGCGGUGGUGACACUGAUUGAAGAUGGGAAGAACAGCUCCUUGUCGACUGAGCCCACAUCACACAGGUGGCGAGGGCCUGGCUGCAGGUCAUCUGACAGCUCCUACAACAGCCUAUAUUCCACGUGUCUGGAGCUGUUCAAGUUCACCAUUGGCAUGGGCGACUUGGAGUUCACUGAGAACUAUGACUUCAAGGCUGUCUUUGUCAUCCUGCUACUGGCCUAUGUGAUUCUCACCUACAUCCUCCUGCUCAACAUGCUCAUCGCCCUCAUGGGCGAGACUGUCAACAAGAUCGCGCAGGAGAGCAAGAACAUCUGGAAGCUGCAGAGAGCCAUCACCAUCCUGGACACAGAGAAGAGCUUCCUUAAGUGUAUGAGGAAGGCCUUCCGCUCAGGCAAGCUGCUGCAGGUGGGCUACACACCUGAUGGCAAGGACGACUACAGGUGGUGUUUCAGGGUGGAUGAGGUAAACUGGACCACCUGGAACACUAACGUGGGCAUCAUCAAUGAAGACCCGGGCAACUGUGAGGGCGUCAAGCGCACCCUGAGUUUCUCCCUGCGGUCAGGCAGAGUUUCAGGGAGAAACUGGAAGAACUUUGCCUUGGUUCCCCUUUUAAGAGAUGCAAGUACUCGAGAUAGGCACUCUGCUCAGCCUGAGGAAGUUCACCUGCGACACUUUGCAGGGUCCCUUAAGCCAGAAGAUGCUGAGGUCUUCAAUAAUCCUGCUGUUUCUGGGGAGGAGUGAGAGACCUCACACAGGACAUUCUUAACGCUGGGGCUUAGGGAACCCCACUGCCACUGAGGGGCUGUUUAGAGAAUACCUGUUCCCUGUCAGCAGACAGACCUGGCUUGUGCCUGCCUAGCACUUUCCUAAGACUGCACUGGACAAGCUGUGGGAAGCAUUAUUGGAUGUGUGGAAAGAUAUAAGCGUCUAGCCAUCACUAUCCCCAGGUGAAUCUUCUAACAAGAAAUGAUCCUGCUUUCAAGUUUUUACCCACUUUGUCAUAUAGUGCGAAUGGUCACUCUCUACUGGGACACAUGUUAGGCCUUUGUUUUCUUUGUUUUUACAUUACU
Molecule: messenger RNA, 3382 nt
Organism: Carlito syrichta (Philippine tarsier)
Lineage: Eukaryota; Metazoa; Chordata; Mammalia; Primates; Tarsiidae
Gene: TRPV1
Product: transient receptor potential cation channel subfamily V member 1
Exons: 15
Coding region: 531-3053 (840 amino acids)
Biological process (GO): calcium ion import across plasma membrane
Cellular component (GO): membrane
Molecular function (GO): protein binding; calcium channel activity
Source: RefSeq, a predicted model, not a curated record